AUGUUCAAUGCGCUAGAACUUCAAGGCUUCUAUUUGUGGACAAUCUCUUUACUGAUCUUCAGUCCACCCGUUUCAGAUGGCCGUGUGCGAAUGUGCCCUCCAGGUGGUAGCAGCUUUACGAUGGCUUGGUCAAUGGCAUGCACAAUGCGACGAAAGCGGGACGUUAUGCAGGAAAAGCGAAUUUGUAAAACACAUCGAUGA
This is a messenger RNA of Strongylus vulgaris, 201 nucleotides long. NCBI's taxonomy places the organism in Eukaryota, Metazoa, Nematoda, Chromadorea, Rhabditida, Strongylidae. The record is from the annotation of a GenBank genome assembly.